Molecule: messenger RNA, 1401 nt
Organism: Kalmanozyma brasiliensis GHG001
Lineage: Eukaryota; Fungi; Basidiomycota; Ustilaginomycetes; Ustilaginales
Exons: 1
Coding region: 1-1401 (466 amino acids)
Source: RefSeq, a predicted model, not a curated record
AUGGAUUCAUCGCGCCUCCCGCCAGAGACACCGCGCAGACAGCUGCUCAAACGCAUCCACCGAAGGAGCUCUGUCCUUCCUUCCAUGGACCCUGCAUCCCAUCUCGCCGCCUCCUCUUCAACGUCCACAACGCGGUCCACAUCUCGUCGUCCUUCGCUCAAUCCGGACAGCACAUCUCUUCUCGCAGCUCUGGAGAAGCACGACGAAGAGGAGGAAGACUAUGAACAGGUCGACUACAGCCACGAUGUCGUUAACAGCGCUGGACAAGCACACCUCGAUGACAUUGCGCAAGCGACAGAUGAGCCACAACACGAUUUCAACCAGCACGACGACCAAGAGAGGUCAUUUGACGGCGACGAGAACGGCGAAGAAGCUGACUGGGCGCAGGUGGACGAGUUGAUGGACACCCUUCAGCUCAGAAACCAGCGCAUCCUCGAGCUCGAGAAAAACGUCUCGCAGCUUCAGCGAGAUCUGCAAGUCGAAAAGGAUCGCACGAGGUCUUCCAAAGGCAAAGCCGGUGCGGCAAAUGCCGAAGACAAAGCAUUCACCCGCGUGAAAGCAAUCAAGCUGGAGCGCGAAUUCAUGUCGCAAGAGAUGAUCCUCAAGGGCCUGCAGCGCGACAACGAAGACAAGACGCACGAAGUGGAAGCGCUCCGACGCAAGAUGAAGGUCAUGUCCGACUUCCUUGCGCGUCAGUACGGUCAGAAUGGCUGGGAAGAGGUCGUCUUUGCUUCUUCUGGUGUCUCUACUGGGACCUCUGCGAAAGAGUCAGCUAUAGGUGGUAGCCCGGAGAAAGAACCUCUCAGCGCAGUUGGCCGUUUGCUCGCAACUGCAGGCGCAAGCGGCAGUCCUCGCGCCGUCACCAGGCCCAAAUUCUCGCCCAACUUGGGGAGCGAUGCAAACAUGAACCCGUUCUCGCCUGCAGCUUCGAGCCCCACCAAGGGUGUUGGCGCGAUCAACAACGACGACAUGCUCAUUCCGACCAUCGCUAACAUGCAGACACCGUCUUCCAGCCCGAGCAAGCCCUUCAUGCCGUCCUCAUCAGGACUUCGAGCACACUCUUCCGACGACGUCGACGAUUCGAUCGAUGGGGUUACUGACGCACUCGGCGAAGGAUGCAGACAACACUCGCACAAGCUCACCACCCAUGAGGCGUCCGACGGCAGAGCGGAUCCAAGCAACAGGGUUUCAGCUGGUCUGGAUCCCAACGUCCUGCUCGCCUCGAUCGAAAGUGUCCGUCUGCUGAUGCAAGGAUUCGAAAGGCAAAAUGCCAUCCGCAGAGCCGCACUCGAGUCGACGAUCGAAAAGGCUCUUGAAGCAGAGCGCAGAGCUGAACGUCUCCAAGCCGGGGCUUCGACAGCGCCGGCAAUGAAUCCUUCCCUCGACGUCUCAGCUGCUUGA